Molecule: messenger RNA, 423 nt
Organism: Pogoniulus pusillus (Red-fronted tinkerbird)
Lineage: Eukaryota; Metazoa; Chordata; Aves; Piciformes; Lybiidae
Product: acid sphingomyelinase-like phosphodiesterase 3b
Exons: 4
Coding region: 55-423 (122 amino acids)
Molecular function (GO): phosphoric diester hydrolase activity
Source: RefSeq, a predicted model, not a curated record
GGGGGCACGGCUCGGCGGGCACGGCUCGGCGCUGCAGUGCAGCGGUUGGUCGCCAUGCGGCUCGUUGCGCUCCUCUUGCUCUGCCCGCUGGCCGUAGCCCUGUCAGGGCGCUUCUGGCACAUCACCGACCUCCACUGGGACCCCGACUACAAUGCGGGCGCGGGUGCCGGGCAGGUGUGCCCCUCUGGCGGCUCCCGGGCCGUGCCUGCCGCCGGGCCCUGGGGCAGCUACCUGUGCGACGCACCCUGGCUCCUGCUCGACUCCGCCGUGCGCGCCAUGCAGAGCCUCGUGCCGCAGCCGGACUUCGUCCUCUGGACCGGAGAUGACACUCCUCAUGUCCCUGAUGAGAAGCUUGGAGAGGAGAAGGUUCUGCACAUGAUAGAAAAUCUGACUUAUCUGAUAAAAGAGAGGUUUCCAGGUUAA